AUGAUGGUAAUGAAAUCGGUAUUUUUAUUGAUCAUCUUUUGCGUAUAUAGCAGCGUCAAUGGAAUAAUCGCAUCAGCAAAUAAGCAAACAAUGCUUGAUGAAAAUCGAACACCAAAACGGAACAAUCCACUCGAAGUUCCAUCCGUUAAAACAACAUGUGAUGAAUGUAAAACAUUGAUCACGAAAUUCGCAGAGGCGAUGAAGAAUCCAAAGAAGAUUGCCGAAUUGAAAGCGAUUCUCCGUUUCUUCUGUCACGAAACUUCAUACAUUGAAGAAUGCAAAGAAUUCGUUGAUAAAUUGGAUUAUUUCAUCGCUCGUUUAGAGCCAUAUUUGGUGUGUUCGUUUUUACUUGUUUAUGAUUUAUUUCAUCAUUUUCAAUGCUUUGCGCAAAAAUUUUCAAAAUGUUGUUCUUUUCAGAACGAUCUCAUUUGUGAGGAAUGCGAAUUCGCUGCCACUGAACUGAAAACUUUGGUUGAUAAAAAGGAAACUGCGGAUAAAGUGAAAAAAUUCUUAUCUGAAAAUGUUUGCUAUUAUUUGAAAAAAUAUCAAGGAUCGUGUGAUCUUAUGCUCGAUCAGUUCAUACCAGAGCUUUUCGAAGAGCUCAGUAAAUUGCUCAGUAAUCCGAAACAGUUUUGUGCCGAAAUUGGACUGUGUAAGAAAGAGCGCAUUCUCAUGGAGAAUCGCAACGAGAAGAAGGUCAGUGUUUUUUCGGGAUUCAAAUUAUGA
This is a messenger RNA of Anisakis simplex (herring worm), 726 nucleotides long. NCBI's taxonomy places the organism in Eukaryota, Metazoa, Nematoda, Chromadorea, Rhabditida, Anisakidae. The record is from the annotation of a GenBank genome assembly.